GGGGUGAUAGGGCAGAGCAACUGUGUCUUCUCUGAAAAAGAGAUUUGAGAUAGACUGUGUAAGUAAGACAACAGAGAGAGAGAGAGGGAGAGAGGGAGAGAGAGAGAGAGAGUAGGGCUCACAUGAGAGGAAGUGAGAGACAGUCCGAGCGAGCCCGUUGUGUCAAGCAGUUGACUGUGGCUCUCUCUGUCAGAGCGCAGCCGAGCUUCAGCGUUGCAGCACCACUCCCCUGUCAGAGCAGGAUCUAUCUUCUGCCCGAGCCCCCCAGCCUGUCCGACUGCUGCCCCUGUGAUUGACUGGAGAGCUGUGGGAGCACGGUGGGACCGCACACUGGAUGUCAGCACCCAAAGCUGUGGAUGUGAUCAUCAGCAGUCCGGUUUCAUCACCCAUUCGUGGGGAGCAGCCCAUGGACCUUAGUGUGACCCAGAGGUUGUUACAUCCAGGCCCAGAUUCGGCCAUGCUGCCCCCCCACCCCCCUUUCUUCCUGGGACCCCUCACCACUCAGCAUUGCUCCCAGUUUUCCCAGCAGCGUUUGCAGUAUAACAUUGAGCAAAGGCAAAGAGAGAUGGAGGAGGAGAAAAGAGAAGAGCUACAACUGCUGAUACGAAAGAAUAAAAACGAGCAGAGUGCUGUAGCCAGUCCCCUGGUAAGGCAGAAACUUCGGGAACAUAUAAUAAUGAAGAGCCAGCCCACCCAUGACAGGGUUACUCCCAACCACACAAGUCCCACACCGGGAUACAGGCUGUCCCCAAAGCCUCAGCCGACACCCUGUGACCAGCGUAAGGACCUCGCCCUGCGCAGGACAGUCUCUGAGCCCACUCUGAAGUGGAAGUUAAAGAAGCUCAUCAAUACAAGGCCAAACCCGCUGCAGCGAAAGAUCAGUGCCCCGCCUGCUGUCAAGCACAGGACAGAAACUCUGGACUCUUCCCCCAGCAGCAGCAGCACACCAGCAUCAGGGUGCAGCUCACCCAACGACAGCCUCCAUUCAGAUAAUGGGGCCCUUCCACUGUCUCAUGAGGCACAGAGGCUGCUGCUGAAGGAGGGUAGAUUGGCCCAUUUCACCUGGCCUCCUAACCACGCUGCCAUGCCAAACAUCACUGCUGGAAAUCCUGCACAUGCUGACCUGCAAGUAACCAAGCCCGUGGCAGUAUCGGCUCUUCAUCAGGUCUACUUGCCUCUGGAAGGAAGCGGCCCAACCUUGACCCAUCACCUGCAGCCUGUUCUCAUACUGGAACCACAUACCAGACUGGUGCACUCCCAGUUUGUCUCAUUCCAUGGUUUGAGCUCCAUUCCUCUGCAGCCACAGCCUCACCCAUCGUCUCCCUCCAGAAGAGAAGGUGUGGUCAACCUGCCGUCACACAGACCUGUGGAGCGAACCCGCUCAGAGCCGCCUCCAUACAGCCACUCACCCUUUACUCUGCAUGCCAGUCAGCACUCACACGCUCAGCACCAGCUGCUUCAGCAAUGCCACAAGAGCGGGCUGGAGAGGUUUAAGCAGAAUACACACCUGAGCAAGAUCCCAUCAGAGGACAUGGACCUGGAGGAGACUGGAUCAGGAACAGGUUCGGGGCCGGGGUCUGUGUGCAGCUCAGAAAUGGAAUCAGUGUGUGAUGACGGACACCGCAGGAGACAGAGCACUGCAAGCAUAGACUCAGUUUGUGGCACAGAGUCCACAACCUCCUCACGGGACAGCUUGCUCGAGCCCUCACAUUCCCUCAGUCAGAGGCAGGUGAUCCUUAGACCAGGUCCCCAGCUGGACCUACUGAGCGGGCCUGCCCUUAUUUGGCCUCACCAGCCCCUGGUUCGGGCCCGGUCCUCUCCAGCCUCCACCUCCCUGCCUCCUCAACCCAACUCCAUGCCUUCUCUGUCACUGUCCAACCCUGCUGCAGACGUCCCGCUGCGCUUCACCACAGGUCUGGUUUAUGACAGUCAGAUGCAGAAGCACCAGUGUACCUGUGGGGACAACAGCCGCCACCCUGAGCAUGCUGGAAGGGUCCAGAGCAUCUGGUCCAGACUGCAUGAAAGAGGCCUCAGGAACCAGUGUGUGUCUAUCCCCAGUAGGAAGGCCACUCUAGAAGAGCUGCAGUCAGUCCAUUCGGAGAAACAUGUGCUUCUGUUCGGCACCAACCCUCUCAAGCUGGACAACCGCAAGCUGGCAGGAAUUUUAUCUCAACGGAUAUUUGUGAUGUUACCAUGUGGAGGAAUAGGAGUAGAUGUCGAUACAAUCUGGAAUGAACUUCACACAUCAGUAGCCUCCCGUAUGGCUGCGGGAUGUGUCACGGACCUGGCUCUGAAAGUAGCACAAGGAAAUCUGAAGAAUGGCUUUGCAGUUGUGAGGCCCCCUGGACACCAUGCAACACAGUCCUCCCCUCAGGGCUUCUGUUUCUUCAACUCCGUGGCCAUUGCUGCCAAGCAGCUCCAACACAAACUCAACGUAAGCAAGAUCCUCAUCGUGGACUGGGAUGUUCACCAUGGCAACGGCACCCAGGAAGCUUUCUAUAACGACCCCAGCGUGCUGUACAUCUCUCUACAUCGCUAUGACGAUGGCAACUUCUUUCCCGGUAGUGGACAUCCCAGUGAGGUGGGUGCAGGUGCAGGUGAAGGCUUCAAUGUGAACGUAGGAUGGACGGGAGGAUUGAACCCUCCCAUGGGAGACGCUGAGUACCUGGCUGCAUUCAGAGCUGUGGUGAUGCCCGUUGCCCACGAGUUUUCCCCUGAUGUGGUGCUGGUCUCGUCUGGCUUCGACGCUGUCGAAGGACAUUCGCCGUCACUGGGAGGCUACAAGGUCACAGCCAAGUGUUUUGGCUUCCUCACCCGUCAGCUCAUGUCAUUGGCUGGGGGUCGGGUGGUGCUGGCUCUGGAGGGAGGACACGACCUCAAAGCCAUCUGUGACGCCUCUGAAGCCUGCGUCAGCGCCUUGUUGGGCAUGGAGGUGGAGCCACUGUCCCAGUCCGUCUUGGACCAGAAGCCUUGUGAAAACGCUGUCCAAUCACUGCAGAGAGUCAUCCAGGUUCAGGCGCAGGCACUUUCCCUGAAGGAACCAUGCAGGAUGAAAACAAGACCUAUGACUGAAGACAUUGAUCUUCCUCUCUCCUGUGUCCUCCCCCUCUCCUCCACCCCCUUGACUCCCGCAGGUGAGUACUGGCACAGUGUGAAGGAUUCCAGCGCCACAGCGGGUCUGUCCUACCUGCAGGCCCAGAGACGACGGCUGAGGCGAGACUCGGACAGCGAGGCUGUCAGCGCCAUCGCCUCGCUGUCAAUGGGAGCCCUCAUGCCUGACAGGAAACAGACAGAAGAACUGACAGAGAACGGUGAUUCUAUCUGAAGAAAGAGUCUCUUGACAGCUGCCUACAACCAAGUCUCAGUGGACAUACACACACACAUACAUACAUACACACACGCACACAGGCACACAGAGAGAGAGAGUUAUGCAUUUGGACCAUCAGUGGAACCAGAUGUCCUCCUCAGUUCAACCACUGUAUUCAUCGCCUCACAAAAAACUCCUCCACCUGCAUUACUACUGGCUGGAGUCUGACAAUUCUGGUUCAAACACACACACACACACACACACACACACACACACACACACACACUCAGAGCAACAACGACCUUGACUCCUGGACAACAUUCAUAUUCCCGUGACGGCCCCGCAGGCUCUUCCUGCGGCAGACGUCACACACUGAACUAAGAGGAAAGUGGAAAGGAAGACGCCCUGAGGCAGAAUAAUGAAGGAUGUUCAGUUCUGUAGCAUUUGGAGCAGGUGACACGAACACACAGCUCUGUGACUUUAAACAUUCACCUUGUUAAACCCCCUCCCCCUAAAAAAAGACUCUUGUAACCUUGAAGCCCGUGGCAAAGGUCACGUGGGGCUUACUGAAUCACCCAAUCACCUCGAGCGGAAAGAGUCGUCCCUGCAGGAAGUGCCUGUGACGGAGAGCAGACACAUCUUCUGCACUUAGAAUGCGUCCCAUUAUGAUGAUGUCAUUUUGUCUGCACCUGACAAAGAUCAAAUGAAGGAAAAUAUCCUCUCUAAAUGUUUUGCACUGUACCGUUCUCUAAUGUGAACUGGACAAGAUGGAGGAGACGGACAACGACAGUCCCAUUCGCUCAUAUUUUGAAUUCAUUUGAAUAUUAGUUCAUUUGACCUAUGACACACAUUUUUGUGAAUGUCAGUAUGAGAUUUUUUUUCUUUUAUGUUUACGAAUUCAGUAAUCCAGAGUGAAGCUACAGUGAAGUCUGAGAUACAUAUGUUUCAUAUUGUUUUGUAUGUCCCCAUUUUUUCUUAAAUCUGUUUCCUUUUCUUUGUCGGUCUGUGGGGGCGAGCACAUGCAGCUGGACUCAGAUCGCUGCAGUUAUUAUUAUUGCUCGCAGACAGAUAAAAGCGACAGUUUGGCAGUUUGUAUCGGUGGCAUGAGUCCCCAUGAAGAGCUAAUACCUCGAGUCAAUGGCGUAUCAAUAUCACAGGGAGGAAGUUAUAGCUCUAUAACAGACUUUUAGCCGCGCGUCGCGACGACAGAAACGAUGCCUCAGCGCAGCUCGACCACUCAAACGAUUGUCUCGGUGUGACGACGCAGGUCAUGUCUUCACUGUCAGGAGGUUGAUUCUGACUGAUACAUGGAGUUUAUGACAAUCACACACACACACACAAAGUGCACUUACGUUGCCCUCAGACUCGGAGGGCCUCUGAUCUCUGAUCACGUCAGGUGGACCAGUGUUUCUUCCUGUGGAUGAGCAUUCCUGCUGUAUUUUUGUAAAAUUUCAUUGACACAUUUAUUCCUUUUCGUCACACUGAUGAAGUGAGCGGGCCUUUGUAGCGGCGCCGCUCUGUUUAUGGUCAGUGUUUAGUUUUUUUUUUGCUCCCCGGACCAAACAAGGACAUUGUAGCAGUUGGGAUGGAGCAGUAACACUGAGACAGUUGAAUAGCCACACUGUGCAAUUGGACACAGGUUAAGCGCAACCGAAGUUUAUGAGAACAAUGUGCCGUCGCUGGACUGGCAUGGCUUAAAGAACUUCAAAGUCUUUGAAGAGUUUGUGAAUGUUUCUGUUUCUUUUUCUAUCCAAACAGUUGAACAGCACCAAAAGCACAGGACGGAUAUAUAAACAAAUUCAUUUCUGCAAAAAAAGAAAAAAAAACUUUUAUUUAUGCAUCUAGAUUCUGUCUUUGAAGUGCUUUUUAUAUGUCUAACACAAUUUUGACGGUGCUAUAGGUAAUUUUUUUUAAUACAGUACGUUUGCUCUUUCUCUUUCUUUCUUUAUGUUGCACCGUGUGUGCAACUGAAUACACGUCAGAUCUUCACCAAUCUGAUGAAAAUGUGAGAACGUGCGAGCGCAAGCGACAAAAUGGAUCAGUUUCAGCUCCACAUCGUGUCAUGUCGGGCAGUCCUGUGAAGAACUACCUGACAUAUCUCAUGUCUUAUCUUUUGUCUUAUUUUGAUUUGAUCUUCAAAUUGAAUCCCAUGUGUACGUAGAGACCAAAUUAUUAGCCCGUGUGCCUUGAAGUAUCAAGUUGACCAACCCCUGAGAAGGGGACUUCUCAAAACUCGAUCUUAAUUACAACUGCAGGUCAAGUCCAGUUUUAUCAGAAUUUUUUCUGUACAGUGUACAUAAUGACUUUAUUUAGUUUUUUUUGUCUGACUUAUGUCUUUUCUACUAUUUUUGUUUGCAAAAAAAGUCCUUAAUAAAGGUAAAUUGUAUAGAUUUGAA
This is a messenger RNA of Scophthalmus maximus (turbot), 5703 nucleotides long. Its product is annotated as histone deacetylase 7. Bases 335 to 3325 code for a protein of 996 amino acids. Gene Ontology annotation, molecular function: histone deacetylase activity. NCBI's taxonomy places the organism in Eukaryota, Metazoa, Chordata, Actinopteri, Pleuronectiformes, Scophthalmidae. The transcript is spliced from 25 exons. Gene Ontology annotation, biological process: chromatin organization; negative regulation of transcription by RNA polymerase II. Gene Ontology annotation, cellular component: histone deacetylase complex. The record is from RefSeq and is a predicted model, not a curated record.